CUGUGAUAAUUUUCGAAUACUCGCGGUGUGCGGUCGCUUUUCCGUAGAUUUCUAGAAAUUGCUGUAAGUGUGAUAGAUUCACAAUUUUUUAUUACGAACAACAAAUUUCCUUGGGAAACCCCUUUUUAAGGCAUUCUAACGCAAAGAAAACCAUUGCAUAAUGACGAAAGCGGUCUGCGUACUCAAUGGCGAUGUUAGCGGCACAGUGUUUUUCGAUCAAAAGGACGACAAAUCGCCGGUAGUGGUUUCCGGGGAGGUCAAAGGUCUGGCAAAGGGCAAGCACGGCUUCCAUGUGCAUGAGUUUGGAGACAACACCAACGGCUGCACAUCCGCCGGCGCCCACUUCAACCCACUUAAGCAGGAGCACGGAGCACCCAACGCUGCAGUGAGACACGUUGGAGACCUCGGUAACAUUGAGGCCUCCGCUGAUGGUGGUGUAACACAGGUCAACAUUCAAGACUCUCAAAUCUCCCUUACUGGACCCCACAGCAUCAUCGGUCGCACCCUGGUGGUCCACGCUGACCCUGAUGACUUGGGUGUCGGCGGUCACGAGCUGAGCAAGACUACUGGCAACGCCGGAGCCCGUAUUGCUUGCGGAGUUAUCGGCUUGGCUAAAAGCGGUUAAAUAUAGGCCACUUAUUCAAAAUUUAUUAAAGUUACAAAGAUCAAUCAAUGCAAUAUUGUAGUGUGCCUUCUUGAGUCUUUUCUAAAUGUUAUAAAACUUCACAGUUAUUUAACAACUUCAUAUGAGUCUGUCCUCACAUUAGCAAUGUUAAGAAUAAUGUGUAUAGCAUUCCCAGUUCUGUGAGCUUUAUAUAUUUGGUGCAGGUAUUGAAUAUCAUAUGGUAGAAAACUGCAGCCUGUUUUGUUUAAGUAAAUGUUUAAACACA
Messenger RNA from Aricia agestis (brown argus), 890 nucleotides. It is a transcript of the gene Sod1, whose product is annotated as superoxide dismutase [Cu-Zn]. The record is from RefSeq and is a predicted model, not a curated record. The transcript has 4 exons. NCBI's taxonomy places the organism in Eukaryota, Metazoa, Arthropoda, Insecta, Lepidoptera, Lycaenidae. Gene Ontology annotation, biological process: removal of superoxide radicals. Bases 161 to 625 code for a protein of 154 amino acids. Gene Ontology annotation, molecular function: copper ion binding; superoxide dismutase activity.